Molecule: messenger RNA, 653 nt
Organism: Medicago truncatula (barrel medic)
Lineage: Eukaryota; Viridiplantae; Streptophyta; Magnoliopsida; Fabales; Fabaceae
Product: indole-3-acetic acid-induced protein ARG7
Exons: 1
Coding region: 4-468 (154 amino acids)
Biological process (GO): response to auxin
Source: RefSeq, a predicted model, not a curated record
CCCAUGCCACCAUUAUAUAAACCUUAUCACUUUCCAUCCAAGUACUCAUCACUACACUUCUCUCUCCCUCUCAUUACAUCCUAUACUCUAGGCACUAUGAAGUCAAGAUUUUUGAAAGGAUGUGUUAACAAAUGCAAGAAAAUGGGAAGUAUAGUAAAAACUUGUGCUACUUGUGAAGAUUGUUGUGAAAGAGGUUUAUGGUCUUCUCUGCAUGAAAGUUGCUCCAUACCAAGUGAUGUACCAAAAGGUCACAUGGUUGUAUAUGUAGGAGAGAAUCACAAAAGAUAUGUGAUCAAAAUUGCAUUGCUUCAUCAUCCACUCUUCAAAGCCUUGUUGGAUCAAGCUCAAGAAGAGUAUGAUUUCAUGGCUGAUUCAAAACUAUGUAUUCCUUGUCAUGAACAUCUUUUCCUAAGUGUCCUACGAUGUGCUAGUUCCCCACAGAAUCAAAGGAUGUGUUUGUGUCUCUAACAAAUUACUUUGUUGAUGAGACAUUAAUCAGUAUUUUUUGUGAUGUUGAAAUUAUUGAACUUUUAUAGCUAACUGUGUCGAUGAGUGAUGAUAAUAUAUAUAUGUAAUGUAGCCGUAAUAUUAAUUAAAAUAUGUUGUAAGUAGAUUGAUUGAGAUGUAAGGGAUGUAAUCCAUCAUCAAUUCAA